AUGAAGGAAAGCAUUCUGAGACCGGAUGACUUCUUUGCAGCGCUUGCGAACCUCCCAGAACCCAGCAAGCCAGAGUGCAUUGGUAUGGACAAGCUCCACAGUGUGGCGAGCAAUCAGCCCGAGGAGCUUCUAGAUGAAGAGCUCUGCAGCCCAGAGUGGGAAGCUGGCGAUGCAGUCAAGGAAGAGAAGAAGCCGACGUUCACCCUGCGAACUUACACCCGCUCCACGACAGGCUCGGCGGAGCUGGAUGAAAUUUCGGAUGUCAACUCUGCGGAGCUUGUGGAAGCAGGCAGAAAGUCCUUCAACUCCUACUUAUCGUGUAGUCCUGAAGGCGACGAUAGCCCCGGCCUUCAACCCAAUCGACUUACGCACGACUACCACAAUCACCGCAUGAGGAUCUUCCUAACU
Messenger RNA from Symbiodinium necroappetens, 408 nucleotides. The record is from the annotation of a GenBank genome assembly. Lineage: Eukaryota; Dinophyceae; Suessiales; Symbiodiniaceae.